Messenger RNA from Archocentrus centrarchus (flier cichlid), 411 nucleotides. RefSeq names its product glycoprotein hormone subunit alpha 2 (gene gpha2). Bases 1 to 411 code for a protein of 136 amino acids. The transcript is spliced from 3 exons. Gene Ontology annotation, molecular function: hormone activity; hormone receptor binding. NCBI's taxonomy places the organism in Eukaryota, Metazoa, Chordata, Actinopteri, Cichliformes, Cichlidae. Gene Ontology annotation, cellular component: extracellular region. The record is from RefSeq and is a predicted model, not a curated record. Gene Ontology annotation, biological process: cell surface receptor signaling pathway.
AUGUCGCUGUGCAUGACCUCACAUCUCUGCCUGCUGGCCCUACCAGUGAUCUCACUGCUGCUGCUCUCCUCUUCUACUGGUUGGAGCAAUGAUGUCCUCACUCCAGGGUGUCACCUUUACCCUUUCAACGUGACCAUUCGCAGUGACCGUCGUGGCACAUGCAAAGGCACCCAUCUGGUCUAUGCCUGCGUGGGCUACUGCGAGUCCAGCGCCUUCCCAUCCAGAUACUCAGUACUGGCGGCCUCCAACUUCACCCACAACAUCACUUCCGCUUCAAGAUGCUGCACCAUUAGCAAGGAUGCUAAGGUCAAAGUUCGCCUGGACUGCCCACAGGGUCGUCACCAUGAUGAAAUAGAGAUCCUGACAGCGAAGGCGUGUCGCUGUGACAUGUGCCGCAAAUCACGCUACUGA